AUGCUGACGCACGUCUCGGCGCCCGACUCGGAGGGCAAGGUAACUUACACUUUUAACACACAGUUGAAGGUUGAGGUCCUUCGACGGUACGAGGUACGCAGUCUGGUGGGUCGUGGUGCCUACGGCAUUGUGUGUAGUGCGGUGGAUAGCACGACGGGCGACACUGUCGCCAUCAAGAAGAUUAGCAACAUCUUUGGCGACGUGGUGGAUGGGAAGCGCAUCCUCCGUGAGGUGAAGCUGCUGGGGUUCCUCAAGCACCCCAACAUUCUGUCCCUCAAGGACCUCUUCCGCCCCUCCGACCCGGGCUUCACCGACGUCUACGUCGUGACGGAGCUCAUGUCAUCCGAUCUGCAAACUAUACUAAAGUCAUCCUCGGUGCAGCUAACGGAGGCGCAUUGCCAGUACUUCACAUAUCAGCUCUUGUGUGCGUUGCGGUAUAUCCAUAGCGCCAACGUCAUCCACCGUGACUUAAAGCCCGCCAAUUUGUUGACAAACUCGGAGUGUGAUUUAAAACUUUGCGACUUCGGCUUGGCACGGGGAAAGGGGCCGAAGAUGACGCACUAUGUAGUCACCCGCUGGUACAGACCACCUGAGCUGCUGCUGGUGAGUGACGACUACGAUGGCGCCGUCGAUCUGUGGGGUGUGGCGUGCCUUGCAGUGGAGAUGUUCACGCGGCGCCCGCUCUUCCCCGGGCGCGACUACAUCCACCAGUUGAACCUCAUAACGGAUUUGUUAGGCCUGCCGGACAUCGCGCGUGACUUGCCGCACGUGCGCUCACCCGAGGCGAUGAGCUAUUUGCGCUCCCUCCCCGCCCGUGAGCGGCGCCCGCUGGAGGCGGUGCAGCCGUCACUGCGCGAGCAGUACGCGGCGGCUGUGCUGCAGGCGCUGGAGGGCCGUGACAGCGAGGAUGGCAGCAGCGGCGCCGGUGACAGCGUCUCAAGCACCGACCACGGCGCGGACGUCGAGGCGCGAUACGCAUUGUUCAAGGAAUUUCUCUUCAAGCUGCUCACGUACAACCCCAAGGAGCGCAUGACGGCGGCGGAGGCGCUGGCGCACCCGUGGCUGCAAGAGGUGCGCACCAACUGCGGCGGCGAGGAGUUCGAAACGGAGGCGGCGGAGCGGUUCUUCUGGGAGUUCGACAGCGCCGAGCUCGGCGCCGCCCAACUGCGGCAGCUGCUCAUGAGCGAGGUCAUGCGGUGGAGUACCUGA
Trypanosoma grayi is the source of this 1209-nucleotide messenger RNA. Its product is annotated as putative mitogen-activated protein kinase, putative,protein kinase. The record is from RefSeq and is a predicted model, not a curated record. Gene Ontology annotation, molecular function: ATP binding; MAP kinase activity. The transcript has a single exon. Gene Ontology annotation, biological process: protein phosphorylation; intracellular signal transduction. Lineage: Eukaryota; Euglenozoa; Kinetoplastea; Trypanosomatida; Trypanosomatidae. Gene Ontology annotation, cellular component: nucleus; cytoplasm. The coding region runs from base 1 to 1209 and encodes 402 amino acids.